Molecule: messenger RNA, 1171 nt
Organism: Sitodiplosis mosellana (orange wheat blossom midge)
Lineage: Eukaryota; Metazoa; Arthropoda; Insecta; Diptera; Cecidomyiidae
Product: myrosinase 1-like
Exons: 5
Coding region: 58-1119 (353 amino acids)
Biological process (GO): carbohydrate metabolic process
Molecular function (GO): beta-glucosidase activity
Source: RefSeq, a predicted model, not a curated record
GGCAUCGAAUACUACAACAAAUUGAUCAAUAAACUCAUUGAAUACGAAAUAGAACCAAUGGUAACCAUGCAACAUUUUGAUCUGCCGCGAAAACUGCAACAGCUGGGCGGUUUCACAAACUCAAUCAUAGUAAAAUACUUUGAAGAAUAUGCCAAUUUGUUAUACCAACGCUUUGGCGAUCGUGUGAAAUAUUGGAUUACCAUCAACCAGCCAGCGGAAUUUUGUGUACAGAGUUAUGGCAGCAGUAAUCACGCACCAGGAAUAAAUGCUCAUGGCAUUGGUGAAUAUUUAUGCGCUCACAAUGCCUUGAAAUCACAUGCCGUUGCUUAUCGUUUAUACAAGAGCAAAUAUUAUAACCUGUUCAAAGGACACGUUGGCAUUUCUUUGAAUUCUCCAUUCUUUUAUUCAGACACAAAUGACAUGGUAACAGUGGAUAGAGCGUUGCAAUUUUCGCUUGGUUGGGUUGCUCAUCCGAUUUUCAGCUCAAAAGGUGGUUAUCCGUCAGUUAUGUUCGAUCAAAUUGCAAAGAAUAGUGAAAAAGAGGGUCGCUUAAGAUCAAGACUUCCGGAAUUCUCUGCUGAUUGGAUAGAAAAAAUUCGUGGAUCAGCCGACUUCUUAGGCUUAAAUUAUUACACUAGUCGUUAUGUCGAAAUUUCAAUUGAACCAAUUGGCGAUAAUCCAUCAAUUGUACGGGACAAAUCAUAUAAAGAAGUGAUUAAACCAGUAUGGGUUAAAAGUGCAUCUGAGUGGUUAUAUUCUUUUCCACAAGGUCUUGGCGAUAUUUUGAAAUGGAUCAAGAACGAGUAUAAUAAUCCCGAUGUGAUUAUAACAGAAAAUGGAUGGUCUGAUAAAGGUGAACUCGAAGAUGACGGCCGUAUCGCUUACUUUCACGACCAUUUGCAACAAGUUUCAAAUGCAAUUUCGAACGAUGGUUGCAAUGUGAAAGCGUAUACAGCUUGGUCACUAAUAGACAAUUUUGAAUGGAGCUCGGGAUACACAGAAAAGUUUGGAUUGUAUUUCGUCAACAUGUCAUCUCCAAGGAGGGAACGUAUUCCUAAAAAAUCAACCAGAUUCAUUAAAGAAUUAAUAACAACAUGUGUGAUCCCAGAAAUUCAUUAAAAUAUUAACCAUUUUAUCAAUUUGAAUGGAAAUACAUUUGAAAUUAAUAAGA